UUCAAUUCAUAGGCAUUCAUUUUUCAUUUAAGCAUAGCUUUUUCUACAAUUUUGUUAGACCUGUAAGGCUGCCCACCAUUAAAAACAUAACUUAUUUACCUCGAUAUUUAAGAUUCAGCAACUUUUGUCUCUCCGGUUUCACCUGUGUCUUCUUGCAGAUUUCGUGCUUCAGGAUAGCCACCGUGUCGUGAUCAGUGAGAUCUUCGAUUGGAUACUCCUUUCCACUCCAUUUCACAAUGAUCUUGAUCUCUUUGGAUGCUUGUGGAUCCAUAUUUACGGUAAUCUUUCUCUAACUGCUGCCUUGUCGCAACUGUUUUUAACAAUCGAGUACCGAAUAUCAAAUUUACUUGUUUAUCGUUUUGCGGUUAUGUCACUUUGUUUGACGGAAGAAACGUCAAGUUGAUUUUGCGUUCGCGUUUUCGCUGUUGAUGUUGUUUUUUGUGCUAAACGUUACACCGGCAUUUGAAAACACAACACUUAUUUUUUCGUUAUUUAACUGGAAAAUAUAUUUAACCAAGCAAACGGAUUUGAAAAUGUCUAGUGUAUCAACCGAUAAAGUAUCGUUUUUGCAAAAAUAUCAAUUUCUCGCGGAAGUAGUUCCGAAUGUUUAUUUGGGGCUUUAUCGUGGUAUUUUUAAAAUCAAAAUUACUCUGCCAUCGUUUCCGCUGCUAACAAAAAUGAGCAUUUCCGUUUUCCAAAAAUUAUGCUACGUGGACGUCAAAAAUGUGCCGAAAGUCACCAAUCUAAUCGAAUAUAUGGACAACUUACUUAAUCUUCUAGAUAGACAAAAGCUCCAAGAUGAAAGCAUGAUUCCUGAUAUGAGAUAUUUUCUAGACAUACUAAAUCAGCUAGAGCGAGUCAAAAAGACUCACAAAUGCAAGAUUCUCGCUACUAAAAAUUUGUCGCACCUAAAGCUCUCCGGAUUUACGGCAAACGAAGACCAUUAUCUUGAGAUGAACCGCAUUUCGGAUGCGGAAUUUGCCGUAACACUGCACAGUCUUCCAGAGUUGGGAUCAUCAGUUGAGUUAUUUAAAUGGCAGGCAUCGCCAGAGGCGCAUUGUACUGCAUUCGUUCAAUUAUUAGAUCAACUGGAUGAGUUCUACGCCAACCUGUAUAAGAUUGAUCAGCUUUGUUACGUUGUUGAUCCGCCGAAGAUUGACGCCCGAACGAACUGGCGAACUAUCAAAUUUAGUUCGAAAGUUUUCCUGAAAAUCACUUUGCAUCCUUUACAGCCAUCCUCGAUUAUAGUAGCUUUCAUUGGGCCUACGAAAGAGACGGAAUAUCUGAGGGAACUGUACGACAGCAAGCUCGAAAACUGGGACCCGGAUAGUGAUGUGCACACAAAUUUGUUGAGAAUAUUCGAAAUCAUGUCCUUUCCAAUGCGAAUGCAAGAUGGUGACAGCGAUGAUUGCACAGUAAGCUGCGGGAUUUGCAUGUCAUACAGGAAUGAUAACAAUCGGAUUCCUAUUGUUUCUUGUGACAACGAAAAAUGUUCGCUGAUUUUUCACAUCGAGUGCUUGAAACAGUGGUUUCUUUCAUUGAAGCAGAGUAAGACGUUUUUUGCUAUAUCGGUAGGAACCUGUCCCUUCUGUAAGCAGAAGGUAUCCUCCAGUUUCGAUGAGUUGCUGAGUGAUGUGUGAAUAUUUUUUUCUAUAUUAAAACAUCUAUUAUGUAGAUUUUUCAUGAUGAUUUUACAUGAAUAUAGUAAUAUUUCGUUCAAA
Wyeomyia smithii (pitcher-plant mosquito) is the source of this 1721-nucleotide messenger RNA. RefSeq lists its product as uncharacterized. Gene Ontology annotation, cellular component: nucleus; Fanconi anaemia nuclear complex. The record is from RefSeq and is a predicted model, not a curated record. The coding region runs from base 429 to 1640 and encodes 403 amino acids. Gene Ontology annotation, biological process: protein monoubiquitination; interstrand cross-link repair. Gene Ontology annotation, molecular function: ubiquitin protein ligase activity. NCBI's taxonomy places the organism in Eukaryota, Metazoa, Arthropoda, Insecta, Diptera, Culicidae. The transcript has 3 exons.